AUGUCCUAUCGAAAAGAUCUAAGAAAGGAGGCGUCAGAUGUACAGGAAAAUUUUGCUUUGAUGAAACCACUCGUAGCCGAUAGGAUGGGUGUUCUAAAGAAACGCCUGCUAGCCGCCGUAAACGCUGUACGCAGCUUACCGGAGGUAGACCAGGACAGGAUUGGAGCCAUAGGAUACUGCUUUGGAGGCCUUUGUGCCUUGGAUCUUGCCCGACACAAUUUUGGUCUGAAAGCAGCAGUCUCAUUCCAUGGAACUCUCACACCGAUUCCGGACGCUGAGCUCGUUCCUAUGACCGCAUCAAUCCAAGUACACCACGGAGAUGCCGACAGUCACAUACCGGCCGCUGCGGUUAACGACUUCAUGCAAGAAAUGAGGACGAGAAAAGCCGACUGGUCACUGACAUCCCAUGGAAACGCCGAGCACGGCUUCACUGAACCUCAUAUUUCAAUUGCCUCUGUGCAAAAGCAUAACCAGGCGCACGCAUCGCAGACAGCAUGCACGUCCACG
This is a messenger RNA of Ostertagia ostertagi, 507 nucleotides long. The record is from the annotation of a GenBank genome assembly. Lineage: Eukaryota; Metazoa; Nematoda; Chromadorea; Rhabditida; Trichostrongylidae.